AUGGAGGAGGAGCAGCGGCGGGCCCUGCGGCGCGGGAGGCCGCAGCUGGUGGCGGAGCUGCAGGUGGCGCCGCUCUGGGAGCCGCUGGAGGACCGCGGCCUCUUCACCCGCCCCAUGCUCGAGGAGCUGCAGAGUGCUGGCAGCCGAGGAGAUCAAGCCAGGCAGCUGAUCAUUGACCUGGAGACCCGAGGGAAGCAAGCUUUCCCCAUAUUCCUCUCCAUCCUGCAGGACACAGGGCAGGGUGGCCUUGCAGAUAUGCUGAUGGAGAAGUGCCAGGCCCUGCCAGCUCCACUGCAGCUGCCUGACCUCAGGCCUGUGGAGCUGGAAUUACCUGGAGAAAAGAGUACCAGAAAUGUCAGCUUCCCUGAACGUUUGUCCAUCCCAGUCCAAGCUGAGAGUGAAAGACUUCAGAUGUCUCCCACACUAGCCCAGGGGUCAGCUGUUGACAGGAGGAACCACGACCUGGUUUACCAGCUGAAAGCAAAGCCCUGUGGACACUGCCUGGUCCUCAACAACGUCACCUUCAGCAGAGACUCAAAGCUGUCCUCUCGAGAUGGCUCUGAUGUGGACUGUGAGAAGCUGGAGAAGACCUUCAAGGCCUUCUCCUUCAGCGUCCUAACGCAGCGAGAUCUGAAGGCUCAGGAAAUGGUUGUGGAGCUGCAGAAGCUGGCACGGCAAGACCACAGAGCCUUGGACUGCUGUGUUGUGGUCAUCCUCUCCCAUGGCUGCCAGACCAGCCACAUUCAGUUUCCUGGAGCCAUUUACGGGACGGAUGGAAACCUCAUCCCAGUAGAAAAGAUUGUGAACUAUUUCAAUGGCUCCAAUUGCCCCACUCUGAGAGGAAAACCCAAACUCUUCUUCAUCCAGGCCUGUGGUGGAGACAAGAGGGAUCGAGGCUUUGUAGUGGAUUGUGAUUCCCCUGCUGAGGAAGCUCCUGCAGGUCCUCUGGAGGCAGAUGCAAACCCUUUCCAGACUCCACAGGGGAAUGCUGACCAGCCAGAUGCCAUGGCCUGCCUGCCCACACCUAGUGACAUCCUGGUCUCCUACUCAACCUUCCCAGGUUAUGUCUCCUGGAGGGAGGCAUCAAGGGGCUCCUGGUAUGUGGAAACACUGGUGAAUGUGCUGCAGCAGUGUGCCCACACAGAAGACCUCCUGAGCAUGUUAGUGAAGGUGACAAAUGCUGUGGCAGCCAGGGGGACCUACAAGCAGAUCCCAGGCUGCUUCAACUUCCUCCGUAAGAAAUUCUUCUUCAUGUGCCAGUGACCCCUGGGCUCCCUGCCCAGUGCCAGAGGGAGUUCCCUGCAACUGCCUGGAACCUGCACCCAGUGGCCUUGGUCUGUCUGUUGAGAUGUUUGUCCU
Messenger RNA from Indicator indicator, 1359 nucleotides. RefSeq names its product caspase 9 (gene CASP9). The record is from RefSeq and is a predicted model, not a curated record. Bases 1 to 1263 code for a protein of 420 amino acids. Gene Ontology annotation, biological process: proteolysis; apoptotic process; intrinsic apoptotic signaling pathway in response to DNA damage. The transcript has 10 exons. Gene Ontology annotation, cellular component: cytoplasm. NCBI's taxonomy places the organism in Eukaryota, Metazoa, Chordata, Aves, Piciformes, Indicatoridae.